AUGGUAGCUAUAGAAUUAAAAAAAUUCUAAGAUUUACGUCUUAAUGUAUGAAAAAAACAAUAUUUAGUUAUUUUAACCAUAUUUUUCAAUUGAAUAGCUGCAAUAAGACUAUAAUGAAAUCAACAGAAAUUUAAAUAGGAUUGUUUUGGGUGAAGAUUCUAACUUACCUAAUUCUUUUCUCAAUUAAUCUAAGAACAAAAGUGAGAUAAUUAAUUUAGUAUAACAGAGAUCUUAACUAAAGACACUUUAAAUAACAAAUAGUCAUCGCAUUUUUAAUGGAUACUAAAAGGAAUAGUCAAAUUAGUUAUCGAAUAGAAGCAGAAUGAUCUUGGGAAAGGAUGAUCAAGUAAUUUCAGAGUUGGUUUAGUCUGAUAUCAUGAUUCCUCCUUUUAUUAGUCUAUUAGAAUCUAGUAUAGAAGCUGAAUCCUCAAUAAAAAGCAUAUAGAAUAUAUAAAUAAAUUGUAUUUAGCCAAAUGUAAAAAAAUAAUACAAAUUACCAUAAAGCAUUUAAUUUGUCCCCUUUAUACCAAUAGAUGGAUUUAAAUGUUUAUAAUGA
Paramecium primaurelia is the source of this 556-nucleotide messenger RNA. NCBI's taxonomy places the organism in Eukaryota, Ciliophora, Oligohymenophorea, Peniculida, Parameciidae. The record is from the annotation of a GenBank genome assembly.